AUGGAGACCCUCCGCCCCGGGGGAAGGGCGAAGGGGACUGUCAGACUCUUACUGACUAAAAACCAACCCGUGUCCUCAAAGUACCCGUGCGUCGGAAGGGCGGGUAUCGCCGAAGCAUUCGUCACUACCCCCCGACGGGUAUUGGCUCGCCAGAUGGUCAGGCGGGCCCCGUCACUCACUGCGGCUGUCACCCCGGCCGCAGGACUCCACUAUGAGGCGCGCGCGCGGAACACGACGCCGCCGCCUCGAGGCCUGCUGCUGAUCGGACGACGAGACGCCCCGAGUCUGUCGUCCGCAGGCCACGCCCUAGGAAAGUGGCGACGGCACUCCACCCUGCCUCGCUCCGUAGCAUCGUUGAGACGACAGUCGGAAGCGAGAGGGUUCCCGCAGCACCUACGGCCGCGACGAGGUCACGGCGCUGCUCAGCCCAUGCUGGGCACUCCGCCAACGUGUGCAACGCCGUAUCGUCGCGACAAUCGCCACAAUGGUGGCACUGGGACGUCGGCUCCCGGCCUAUGCGACACAGGUACUUCCCGAAGCACCCGUGCCCGGCCCUCUGAUCCUACAUUGCUGCAAUGGUUGGUAACUACAAACGACGUUAAACAAUUAUGGGCAGCUCAACCGACUUUUUUGAUCUCACAGGCGGUCUACACCCUUGCGGGUGUUAUAACUUUGAUACACGCAUUCAGCAAGGGUGGGCGGUGGCCUUAUUUUUGGCUCGGGACCGUACUGCAUGGAAUUUAUGCGGACAAUUUCUGGCAUUUUGUUCUUCCCCAAUAUGACAACUUCUGGUAUUCGCAGGCGCCUAUCGUGUUCCUCGGUGCUCGUCUGCCCUUACACAUCAUUCUGUUAUAUCCAGCAUUCAUUUAUCAUGCCGCAUAUGCAGUGCAUAAACUGAAUUUACCAAGGUAUGCGCAACCGUUUGCCGUGGGCUUGAUAACAGUGUUAAUUGAUAUUCCAUAUGAUAUAGUAGCUGUUAAAUUCGUACAUUGGACAUGGCACGACACGGACCCGAAUAUCUUCGAUCGUCACUAUUGGGUGCCUUGGAAUUCCUAUUAUUUCCAUUGCACAUUUGCAUCUAGUUUCUACUUCUUCUUCGACUCGAGUAGAAGGUGGCUGGCGCCUCGAGUGGCGCAAUGGUCAUCCGCUACAAAAGGAGUCGAAUGGAAGUCUUUGUUGAUAGCGACACUAUUGGGCAUGCCUGGUGGUGUUCUAUUGUUUAUUCCUAUUUAUCAUUCACUUCAUGACGUGUACAAAAUACACUCUGAAGUUACUUUCUCUCUAUUAUUCUCUAUUUAUUUCGUCAUCGUCGUGUUAGGCCUUCUUAGUGACCGUGAGAAGAAUAAAGACAAGCUAACGAAGAUCGAUUAUGUAUUGAUAUUACAACUUGCCGUUCACUAUGUAAUUUAUUGGGUGUUUGUGGUGUUUUUCAACCCUGAGAAGGAAUGGUCUACAGGCUUACACGAGCCGGUCGGCCCUUGUAAUGAAGUGGCUUUGUUAACGUCACCCUUUGGACAGUCUUUGUACAAGUUUUAUAGGGGUCGAGACGCGACCACACCCGCUUGGUUGCAGGCGCAUCUAAGCGGGAUUCAUUUAUUCGUUUGUCUCCUCAUUUACGGGGGAGCAAACCUUUUCUGCGGGUCCGCUGAGUCGGGUUGGCCGAACAGCGGACGGAGGCAUGAUUCAGUGCCGCCGUCGGUGGGCUUGGCUUAA
This is a messenger RNA of Vanessa atalanta (red admiral), 1713 nucleotides long. RefSeq lists its product as uncharacterized. The record is from RefSeq and is a predicted model, not a curated record. The coding region runs from base 1 to 1713 and encodes 570 amino acids. NCBI's taxonomy places the organism in Eukaryota, Metazoa, Arthropoda, Insecta, Lepidoptera, Nymphalidae. The transcript has 4 exons.